Messenger RNA from Quercus lobata, 1095 nucleotides. RefSeq lists its product as uncharacterized. The record is from RefSeq and is a predicted model, not a curated record. The transcript is spliced from 2 exons. Lineage: Eukaryota; Viridiplantae; Streptophyta; Magnoliopsida; Fagales; Fagaceae. Bases 1 to 1095 code for a protein of 364 amino acids.
AUGGAUUUCCAUUAUGAUAUUGAUUUUAUUUUUCCAAAUGAUGAGCCUCCAUUUGACUCAUCUUCUGAUGAUGAUGAGACAGAACUUACUCUAGCUAUUGCCAUAGAAGAAUUAAAGAAUGAAGGAGCAUCAACAUCACGUCGUCGUUCGGUUCAACCUCGCAGGUUUAUCUGGCGUAAUCCUUUGCAAGGUCAUGAUAGGCUUUUCCAUGAUUAUUUUGCUGAAACAUCAGUGUAUCCUCCCAAUGUAUUUCGAAGGAGGUUUCGAAUGAGUCGUUCUCUUUUUCUAUGUAUCCAUUCAAGAGUUGAAGCUACUGAACCAUACUUUGUUCAAAAAAGAAAUGCGGCUAACACACUCGGGUUGUCUUUCCUUCAAAAGAUGACCGCUGCAAUCAGAAUGCUUGCUUAUGGAGUGUCAGUUGAUUUCAUGGAUGAAUACAUAAGGAUUGGAGAAACCAUUGCAAUAAAAAGCUUAAAAAAAUUUGUUAAAGCGGUAGUUUCAAUCUUUUCUGAAGAGUACUUGAGGUCACCAAACAACAAUGACAUUGCAAGGUUGUUAGCAGUUGGCCAACAUCGUGGAUUUCUUGCUGAAGGGCGUGCUCCUCCGGUUAAUUACUCGAUAAAUGGUAAUAACUAUUCGAUGGGGUACUAUCUUGCAGAUGGUAUAUAUCCAUCAUGGGCAACAUUUGUCAAAACAAUUCCAGCACCACAAGACCGUAAAAGACAACAUUUCGCUUCCGCACAAGAGGUGGUUAGGAAGGAUGUCGAACGUGCAUUUGGAGUACUUCAAGCGCGAUUUGCAAUUGUGCGUGGGCCUGCACGUUUUUUCCAUCUUGAAACGCUUAAGGACAUUAUGAUGGCAUGUAUAAUAUUGCAUAAUAUGAUCGUUGAAGAUGAGCGACAUACUUACCUUGGAGCAAAUGACUUUGAUUAUGAUCAAAUCAACGAUAAUGGACCCGAACCGGUGUCACAUAAUCCCACUUGUAACCUUAUGCAGUUCAUUGAACGUCAUAAUUCCAUUAGAGAUAGAGGAAUUCAUUCUCAACUUCAAGCAGAUCUCGUUGAGCAUCUAUGGCAACUACAAGGCCAGUCGUAG